Molecule: messenger RNA, 543 nt
Organism: Cylindrotheca closterium
Lineage: Eukaryota; Bacillariophyta; Bacillariophyceae; Bacillariales; Bacillariaceae
Source: the annotation of a GenBank genome assembly
AUGGUGCCAUCUAAACCUCAAAUUAUAUCGCUGAAUAGCCCGGAAGAAUUCAAACAUUUUUUGGAAGAAGAUGAGCGUCUCUGUGCGAUAAAAUUCCAUGCAUCUUGGUGCAAGUCUUGUAAAGUGUUUGGGAAACAAUAUGAACGCAUCGGCAAAGAGAUUGGUAAUUUGGUGGCCAUCGACGACAUUUCCACUGUAACUCGGAUGGGUGAAAUACGGCUAGCUGAGAUCGAGUACGGGAAAAAUGCAGAUCUUUGUAAAAGUCUCGGAGUCAAGAAGGUUCCUUCCAUUUUCUUUUAUUUCAAAGGAAACAAGCUAGAUGGAUUUCCGUGUGGACCGAAGAGAAUUGCCCACACAUUGGAACGACUAAAUCAUUAUCGGUCUCUAUCGUCUACCGAACUGGAUUUUGAAGCCGACAUGGGCCAAGGAAAUGUUCUAGGAGAUGCACUGCUGGAAAAUCUUCAAUCUCAGAGGAAGAAUCCGGACAGAGACAAAGACACGACCUCACACCAGGAAGAGCAAUCUAACGUUUCAAACCGAUAG